GCCCAACCUCUUACACUUACCAGUUUCUUUUGUUCAAGGAAGCCAGCAAGAGCAAUGCAAAGUGUUUCCAACCGGACUCUGAUUUCUGACCCACCAUUUGUUCACUGAUAUCUACUACAGAAGAUAGCAAUGGAUGACAAGAUAUGGGUCAAUAAAGGAAAUCGGAAACAUCUAAAUUAAAAGAAAAGAUUUAUGAUGGAGUCUGCAAACCAGAACAGACAAUAUUACCAACCAUGGAGGGUUGAACCAUCAUACCACAGUAAACCGUUGAAUAAUUCAAUAAACAGUGCAUACUUCAAUGCCCUGGCAGCAAGGAGGCCUAUAUUGGGUUCAGACAUGGAGUUGGUGGACAGAGAGACAAGUGCUUUGUUUGUAAAGCCUGGAUCCCAACCACGUUAUUCAGCUUUUAACAGCCAUGGGAUACAACCAAAAAUGAUAGACAAUGGAGGUGCUCAUCCCAUAUUAAAUCACUUACCUCUAAACCACAGAAGUAUGAGAGAGGAGAUUUUUCCAGGGUUAUAUAACUCUGUAGGGAGUUCUCACCAUGAAAGCCAAUUUGAUGGUAUGACUUCAUCAAGAUGGGUAGCAGCAGGAUCAGAACCAAUAGAAUUAGACCCUAAACCUAUUGCUACAUCAAUUUUCAAAUCUCCAUGGAGCGUCAUACAAAAUUCUUCUUUUGCAAUGGGAGAACAACCGUGUGACCACCCUGGUGGUAAAAGUAUACAGCAUAUAAAUAGUAAUAUUUCACCUAUAGAGGCUGUCAGGUUUGUGGAGCAGGAAUUUAUUAGGCCUCCCGUAGAUUAUAAAACAUCUGCAGCCUUUAAAACUAAAGAGUCCUAUAAUAUUAAUAUGUGCUCAGGUAUUAAGUAUUCAACCGACGACUCACCUUAUGCACAGACACCUCCAGAGACCAUUGAAGAACAUCAAGACAACAAUACCAACAACCACCUGUUGCCUCCUACCAGGGAAACAAUAGAUCUUACAGAUGAUACAGAAGAACUGAAAGAUGAUAGUGCAUGUGGUAUAGAAGGAAAUGUCUUAUUAAUUGAUGAUAAAGGGAUCCCAUAUACAGUUUCAAAGACAGAUCUAGAAAAAUUAACAAAAAUAGAUCAAGAGGAGAGAUCAUUAAAAGUUUCUAAAAAGGUUCUACGUUGUCCGAUGUGCUCUAGGACAUUCCUUUACUGGUCUGAACUGGAGAGACACAGUGUAACCCAUUCUGACAAGAGGCCAUUUGAGUGCGAAAUGUGUGGUAAGAGCUUCAAACACCCAUCCGAAUUGCGACGGCACAAACAUAUUCAUACUGGUGAGAAACCAUACCAGUGUAACAUCUGUCAUCUGCGCUUCACUGAGCGAAACACCCUGCGGCGACACAAGCAAAAACAUUCCAGUGAUACAUUGCAGCAACAGGAUGCUGAAGACCGCAGUGACUUGGGAGAGACUCUGCAGGACAUUUCCAGUGUAGAGAACCCAGAAUGAUCUAUGGUGUUCCUCCAAACAACCUUUAUACUUGUUUUCUAUAGAUCUAUUUAAACAUUUGUUUCUGCUUAAAGGGACAUGAAACCCGAAUUUUUUCUUUCAUGAUUUAGAAAGAGCAUACAAUUUUAUAAACAACUUUCUAAUUUACUUCUUUCAUCUAAUUUGCUUCAUUAUAUUGAUAUUCUUUGCUGAAAAGCAUAUCUAGAUAUGCUUAGUAGCUGCACAUAGAUGCCUCCUGUGAUUGGUUCACCAUGUGCAUUGCUAUUUCUUCAUUAAAGUAUAUCUAAAGAAUGAAGCAAAUUAGGUAAUAGAAGUAAAUUGGAAUGUUGUUUAAAAUUGUAUUCUCUACCUUAAUCCUGAAAGAAAAUGUUUGGGUAUAGUGUCCCUUUAACAUCCAUAUGACCACACAAUUGUUUCUCUUGGCAUAUUUGUAUUGUCUAAGUAUUACUCAAACCUGCUCAUUUCAUUUAAAGCGCCAAAUGGCUUCAGAUUCAAUGUAUAUUGGGGUUUAAAAGCAUAUUGUACUCCUUUUCUCCCAUCCCUAUGAAAGAGCAUUGGUUUUGUUUUCACUCAAAAAGGAAAGGAAAAACUAAGUUUUAACCAAUUCUGCGGGAACAGUUGUGUCUCAUUGGCUGGCAUGUACUACCUGCUAAAGCAAAUUGGCUGCUUAUGUUUAUUGGCGGUUAAAUACAAUGAGCAUUUAUCAGCCAAUGAGUAUAUGUCAGGCAGCGCACAUUAGUAGGAAGUACAGACCUGAUCCAGUGGUAUUAGAGUCAGUUAAAAUGUAAACAGAUUUUACUGCAAAUUGUCAGGCAAAAAAAAAAAAAAAAAAUUAACAGAAAACUCAUUUGCGUGAGACAAAAGAAUUGAGUGUAAUUACCCUUUAGGGCAGACAACCUCAAAAUGGGCCUGCAGAGAUUUAGGAACUACAUUUCACAUGAUGCUCUGCCAGCUGCUCUGCCAGCUAAUAUGCUGGCAGAGCAUCAUGGGAAAUGUAGUUCCAAAACCUCUGCAGGGCCAAGUUUGGGUAUGUCUGCUUUAGAGUGAUAACAGCAAAGUAGUUACAACAGGUAAUUGUAACAUGUCUGCUGUCUGUCUUUUUUAUAUAUUCAUAUUAACAGGGUUUUAAAAGCUUUUAAAAUGUACUUACAAUUUGAUAACAAAUCUUGUGAUAAAUGAUAUUUGUAUUAUAGUAUAACCUAUACAUUUAUGAGCUGUGUUUUCCAGCCAUAGAAAGUGUUUCUUUAAAGAGACAAUAAACAUGUUGUUUUUUUAAUAUUAAA
Messenger RNA from Bombina bombina (fire-bellied toad), 2759 nucleotides. RefSeq names its product zinc finger and BTB domain-containing protein 26. The record is from RefSeq and is a predicted model, not a curated record. Gene Ontology annotation, cellular component: nucleus. Bases 193 to 1476 code for a protein of 427 amino acids. The transcript has 2 exons. Lineage: Eukaryota; Metazoa; Chordata; Amphibia; Anura; Bombinatoridae.